Paecilomyces variotii is the source of this 2635-nucleotide messenger RNA. RefSeq names its product putative ubiquitin ligase complex F-box protein GRR1. Gene Ontology annotation, molecular function: protein binding. The record is from RefSeq and is a predicted model, not a curated record. Bases 436 to 2214 code for a protein of 592 amino acids. Gene Ontology annotation, biological process: SCF-dependent proteasomal ubiquitin-dependent protein catabolic process. Gene Ontology annotation, cellular component: SCF ubiquitin ligase complex. Lineage: Eukaryota; Fungi; Ascomycota; Eurotiomycetes; Eurotiales; Thermoascaceae. The transcript is spliced from 3 exons.
GGAGCUUCCGGAGAUGCCUAUACUGCCCUUAUAGGAGAUCGGGAUCGUUGUUUGCUCACUGGUACUGUGCUAUUGUACCCCCCUUUGCGGUCUCCGUCAGGCUGUCAGCUCUUUGGCUAGAAGGCGCUUGUGCCACCACAGUUGCUGCGAAGCGUGCUUCCUUUGCCAUAACGAGCUACGCUUGUACUUCCAGGGUUGCUUACUGCUGCCACCGAUUGUAGCUAGCCUCGCGGCCGUUUUCGAGAUCUGGAGUGCUCGAUCCUCACCAUCCAGACGAGGUUCCUUGAACGACUCGAGCAGAUACUCUGCGGAUCCUCCUACGACAGUUCGAGGGCGCAUUCUCACUUCUCGUGGAGCCAACGGAAUAUAUGGACCUUUGGGUGAAGAGAACUACAUAGGAAGGCGCGUUUGACUCGGCUCUUGUACCCCGUCGCAAUGCUCCGCUCACGACCAGCGGCUCGAUUUCCGAGCGAAGCCCUCUCCGAGUCUUCCUCCUCCACAUCGCCUGAACGGGCCGCUGACGAUGAUACGGACUUCUUCAUGGCACAGGCCAAUGAUUCGCAGUCAUCUGUGGGCGUGACUACAGUCCGAGAGGGAAACAUUGAUAGACAAGAUGCGGCUAUACCUCCGAUCGGGCGACUGCCGCCUGAAAUCCUGAUCGCGAUAUUCUCGAAGCUCAACUCGACUGCGGAUAUGCUGAACUGUAUGCUUGUAUGCCAGACCUGGGCAGCAAACUGUGUGGGGAUACUAUGGCAUCGGCCGUCUUGCAAUAAAUGGGAUAAUCUACGAAGUGUGGUGACCUCGGUGGGAAAGCGAGAUGGUCUUUUCUCAUACUCUGAGCUAGUGAAGAGGCUGAAUCUCUCUGCGUUGACUGAAAAAGUCAGCGAUGGCACGGUCGUGCCAUUUACACAAUGCAAACGGAUCGAGCGUCUUACAUUGACGAAUUGCUCCAGGUUGACGGAUAAGGGUGUUUCGGAUCUCGUUGACGGGAACCGGCAUCUACAGGCUUUGGAUGUCUCGGAGUUACGCUCCCUCACAGACCACACUCUAUUUACGGUUGCGAAGAACUGCCCUCGGUUGCAAGGUCUGAAUAUUACAGGAUGCGUGAAGGUGACUGAUGAUUCCCUGGUUGCGGUGUCGGAAAACUGUCGACAGAUAAAACGAUUAAAAUUGAAUGGCGUCGUCCAAGUUACCGACAAAUCUGUUCUGUCUUUUUCAGAAAACUGUCCCUCGAUACUUGAAAUCGACCUGCAUGACUGCAAGCUGAUCACAAACACUUCGGUAACAUCACUCCUCUCUUCACUCCGCAACCUGCGAGAACUGAGGCUCGCGCAUUGCACCGAAAUAAGCGAUUCUGCCUUCCUAAGCCUCCCGGAGCAUUUGGUCUUUGAUAGUCUUCGCAUUUUGGACCUUACUGCCUGCGAGAACGUGAAAGAUGACGCGGUGGAGCGCAUAGUUAAUUCCGCUCCUCGCCUGCGGAACCUUGUCCUUGCAAAAUGUAGGUUCGUGACGGACCGGACUGUCCAGGCAAUCUGCAAACUGGGUAAGAACCUUCAUUAUGUCCAUCUUGGCCAUUGUUCGAACAUCACCGAUGCUGCUGUGAUCCAGCUGGUCAAAUCUUGCAAUCGCAUCCGAUAUAUAGAUCUGGCGUGCUGUAACCGCCUGACGGACGCUAGUAUCCAGCAGCUUGCGACGUUGCCGAAGCUCAGGAGAAUUGGCCUCGUGAAGUGUCAAGCAAUAACAGAUCGGAGUAUCCUUGCGCUGGCCCGUCCAAAGGUUUCUCCCCACCCGCUCGGAGUGAGCUGUCUGGAGCGAGUACACCUUAGCUACUGUGUUAAUCUGACAAUGGAUGGGAUCCAUGCACUAUUGAACCACUGCCCGAGGUUAACGCACCUGAGCUUGACGGGAGUGCAAGCGUUCUUGCGAGAAGAGCUUACUGCAUUCUGUCGAGAGGCCCCGCCUGAAUUCACACAGCAGCAGCGCGAAGUCUUCUGUGUUUUCAGUGGUGAAGGGGUCUCCCACCUUCGCGAUUUCCUGAACAGGAGUGUUGCCCCUUUCCAUGAAGAUGGAGAGGCAACUAUGUAUGACGACGAUGAAGAAUUAGACGAGGAAGAGGGCCAGGUUACGGGCCUCAUGAACGCGACUGCCAUUCACGAUGAAGAAGAUGAAGAACUGGGAGAUGGCGCUAUCGAUGUGCCACAUCCCCAUGGUUGAUACCCCUGCUUUAAGUCUAUCCGGCUGAUUCGUAUUUUACACGGUCUCGCAUCUCCCUUGUUCGGAUGCCUGUGAUCUGCUACUUCAAAGCGAGCUUCACCCGUAUGAUCAAUGUUCAUUCAUACUCAUUUCUCGCUACUUUAGCGAGAUAAACAGAGCGGGGGUAUUAGCAAACACGGAGCCCCAGCAGCCUUUGCAGAGAGGUCCAAGGACGUCUGCAACUAAGCGCAUACGCUCUACCGAGCCAUACCGACUGAUAGCGUGCAGAGCGAGAUAUAAUGAUAUUUUGUUUCCUUUCCUACCUCUGCAUUCCGCUACUCUGAAGCAAGUGCGCUAUCGUGCAGCCCGCCGCUGCCUGGGAAGACGUAUGCUCAGAUUACUUGCGUUCUGCUGUACAUACACACGCUUCGAAUACUUCGAG